Molecule: messenger RNA, 6937 nt
Organism: Nannospalax galili (Upper Galilee mountains blind mole rat)
Lineage: Eukaryota; Metazoa; Chordata; Mammalia; Rodentia; Spalacidae
Gene: Rab3gap2
Product: RAB3 GTPase activating non-catalytic protein subunit 2
Biological process (GO): regulation of GTPase activity
Source: RefSeq, a predicted model, not a curated record
GCCCAGGGCUGCCUCUCCGGCGCGCUGACAACUUCCCGUGUGGCGUCCCCGCCCCCUGGGUCGCUGAGUCUUUCGGGGUUCGGUUCGCCGGUGGCCGCCGUGGGGAGAGGGGCGCUGGGCGUGGAGAGGGGAGGCGAGUCCCCGAGCGGGUCCCGGCAGUCAUGGCCUGCGCCAUCGUCCAGUUCUGCUCCUUCCAGGACCUGCAGGCCGCGCGCGACUUCCUGUUCCCGCAGCUGCGGGAGGAGACCCCCGGCGGCGCCCUGCGGAGGGACGCGAGUAAAUCGGCAAACUGGGAAGAUGAUGGUUGGGGAGCAUGGGAAGAGACAGAAUCCCAGGAACUCGAAGAAGAAGGAAAUACUUCUAAAACACAGAAAAAUUCCUGGCUUCAAGAGUCUGUUUUGUCGUUAUCUCCAACUAAUGAUCUUAUGGUUAUAGCUCGGGAGCAAAAAGCUGUGUUUCUUGUGCCAAAAUGGAAACAUAGUGAUAAAGGGAAGGAGGAGAUGCAGUUCGCUGUUGGUUGGAGUGGCUCCUUAAAUGUGGAAGAAGGGGAAUGUGUAACUAGUGCUCUGUGUAUCCCACUAGCAAGUCAGAAGAGGAGUUCCACUGGGCGUCCUGACUGGACCUGCAUUGUGGUGGGGUUCACUUCAGGUUACGUACGGUUCUACACUGAGAGUGGUGUGCUUUUGCUUGCACAACUUUUGAAUGAAGGCCCAGUGCUUCAGCUUAAGUGCAGAACCUACGAGAUCCCUCGACAUCCCGGCGUGACAGAGCAGAAUGAGGAAUUGAGUAUCUUGUACCCAGCUGCCAUCGUAACUAUUGAUGGAUUUAGCCUUUUUCAGUCUCUUCGUGCUUGUCGAAACCAGGUGGCCAAAGCUGCAGCAUCGGGCAAUGAGAACAUACAGCCACCCCCGUUAGCUUAUAAGAAAUGGGGCCUACAGGAUAUUGACACUAUUAUUGAUCAUGCUAGUAUUGGUAUUAUGACUCUGUCCCCUUUUGAUCAAAUGAAGACUGCUUCCAAUAUAGGUGGAUUUAAUGCAGCAAUUAAAAACAGCCCGCCUGCCAUGUCUCAGUACAUCACUGUGGGGUCCAAUCCGUUUACUGGCUUCUUCUAUGCUCUAGAGGGAAGCACACAGCCCCUGCUGUCUCAUGUUGCACUGGCAGUUGCAAGUAAACUGACUUCUGCUCUAUUUAAUGCUGCCAGUGGUUGGCUUGGUUGGAAAAGUAAACAUGAAGAAGAACCUGUCCAGAGGCAGAAGCCCAAGAUGGAGCCUGCCACCCCCUUGGCAGUGAGAUUUGGACUUCCAGAUUCUAGACGUCAUGGGGAAAGCAUGUGCCUGUCUCCGUGUAACACCCUGGCAGCAGUAACAGAUGACUUUGGCAGAGUUAUCUUGUUGGAUGUGGCUAGAGGAAUCGCAAUACGCAUGUGGAAAGGGUACCGAGAUGCACAGACUGGAUGGACCCAAAUUGUGGAAGACCUCCAUGAACGAGCACCAGAAAAGGGGGGCUUUUCCCCGUUUGGAGAUUCGCAGGGUCCCAGUCGAGUAGCUCAGUUCCUUGUGAUCUAUGCACCAAGAAGGGGAAUUUUGGAAGUGUGGAACACACAGCAAGGACCUAGAGUGGGAGCUUUCAACGUCGGUAAGCACUGCAGGCUACUGUAUCCUGGCUAUAAAAUAAUGGGCUUAAACAAUGUGACGAGUCAGAGUUGGCAGCCUCAGACCUACCAGAUCUGUCUCAUUGACCCAGUGUCUGCAAGUGUGAAAACAGUGAAUGUUCCUUUCCAUUUAGCACUGAGUGAUAAGAAGAGUGAGAGAGCCAAGGACCUGCAUUUGGUGAAGAAGCUGGCUGCCCUGCUGAAGACAAAGCCUCCCGGCCAUGAUUUGUUUGAAACAGAAAUAAAGGAGUUAAUUCUUGAUAUUAAGUACCCUGCAACCAAGAAACAAGCUUUAGAAAGCAUUUUGGCAAGUGAACGUUUACCAUUUUCCUACCUUAGAAACAUCACUCAAACUUUAAUGGACACUUUAAAAAAUCAAGAGCUUGAGUCUGUUGAUGAAGGAUUGCUACAGUUCUGUGCAAAUAAACUGAAAUUGCUACAUCUUUAUGAAUCUGUCAUCCAAUUAAAUUCCCUUGAUUUUCAUUCAGACACACUGUUCUCUGAUAAUGACUUGGGCGCUUUACUACGGCUUGACGAAAAAGAACUCCUUAAACUCCAGGUGUUGUUAGAGAAGUAUAAGCAGAAUACCAAGACAGCCGUCAGGUUUUCCAGUGAUGCAGAUGAUGUGUUGCCUGUAAAGACAUUCCUCGAAUAUCUAGAGUAUGAGAAGGAUGUGCUCAGCAUAAAGAAGCUAAGUGAAGAGGAGUAUGUGGCUCUAGGCAGUUUCUUUUUUUGGAAGUGUUUGCAUGGAGAGAGCUCCACAGAGGAUGUGUGUCGCGCUCUGGAGUCUGCUGGACUCAGCCCUCAGCAGUUACUGUCUCUGCUCCUAAGUGUUUGGCUUUCAAAGGAGAAAGAUAUUUUGGACAAACCACAGUCUGUCUGCUGUCUUCAUACCAUGCUGUCCCUGCUGAGCAAGAUGAAAGUGGCCAUUGAUGAGACCUGGGAUUCCCAGUCCGUGUCCCCCUGGUGGCAGCAGAUGCGUAUGGCCUGUAUUCAGUCCGAGAACAAUGGCGCUGCCCUGUUGUCUGCACAUGUUGGGCAUUCUGUUGCUGCACAGAUCUCAGACAGUGUAACGGAUAAGAAGUUUUCCCAAACAGUUUUGGGUGCUGAUAAAGAAGCCCUCACAGACUCCUGGGAGGCCCUUUCUCUUGACACUGAAUAUUGGAAACUCCUGCUGAAGCAGCUGGAAGAUUGCCUAGUACUUCAGACUCUGCUUCACAGCAAGGGGAACCCUCGAACCACCAAAGUGUCAUCACCACAGACAGAGCCACUUCCAAGACUUUCUGUUAAAAAAUUGUUAGAAGGAGGAAAAGGUGGCAUUGCAGACAGCAUAGCCAAGUGGAUAUUUAAACAGGACCUCAGCCCUGACCUGUUGAAACCAGCUAAUAAACAAGAUAUAGAAAACCCAGAUGAACCCGAAGAAGGUAUUGCCAGAAGUUUCCUUGAGGUGUCAGAGGUGGCCAGAGACCUAGGUGCCAUACCAGACUUGCUGUGUUUAGCCUAUGAGCAGUUCCCUUGUAGCCUGGAGCUGGACGUGCUGCACGCACAUUGCUGCUGGGAGUAUGUUGUUCAGUGGAAUAAAGAUCCAGAGGAAGCACGUUUUUUGGUUAGGUCCAUAGAACACUUGAAGCACAUUCUUAAUGCACAUGUUCAGAAUGGCAUUGCACUGAUGAUGUGGAAUACCUUCUUGGUUAAAAGGUUUUCUGCUGCUACAUACUUGAUGGAUAAGGUUGGAAAAUCACCAAAGGAUAGGUUAUGCCGAAGGGACGUGGGGAUGAGUGACACAGCAAUGACGUCUUUCCUCGGUUCCUGCCUGGAUCUUCUUCAGAUUUCAAUGGAGGCAGACAUUAGCAGGGAUGAGAUGCAAGUGCCUGUCCUGGACACUGAGGAUGCCUGGCUCUCUGUGGAAGGCCCCAUCUCCAUCGUGGAGCUGGCGCUCGAGCAGAAACCUAUCCACUACCCGCUGGUGGAGCAUCAUUCCAUCCUGUGUUCCAUCCUGUAUGCGGCUAUGCGCUUUUCUCUGAAGAGUGUGAAGCCACUCACCCUUUUUGAUAGUAAGGGAAAAAAUGCAUUUUUUAAAGACUUAACUUCAAUUCAGUUAUUACCUAGUGGGGAAAUGGAUCCAAAUGUUAUUUCUGUACGGCAACAGUUCUUACUGAAAGUUGUCAGUGCAGCCGUCCAAGCUCAACAUUCUGUCACCAAGGACAAAGGUCCCACCGAAGAGGUAGCAACCAUACCUUGGAAACACCACAACUGGCCAGUUCUGGCUGUGGAUUUAGCCCAGCACCUUCAAGUGAGUGAAGAUGUCAUCAGAAGGCAUUAUGUUUGGGAGCUCUACAACUAUGGGGCAGACCUCCUAGGAGAAGAGGCAAUUCUGCAGGUGCAUGACAAAGAGGUCCUGGCCUCUCAGCUGCUGGUGUUGACAGGGCAAAGGCUGGCUCAUGCACUUUUCCACACCCAGACAAAAGAGGGGAUGGAGCUGCUGGCCAGACUCCCUCCCACACUCUGCACGUGGCUGAAGGCGAUGAACCCCCAGGAUCUUCAAAACACUGAAGUGCCAAUCACAACAACAGCUAAACUAGUACAUAAAGUAAUUGAGCUCCUACCAGAGAAGCAUGGGCAGUACAGUCUGUCCUUACACCUUAUUGAAGCUGUGGAAGCCAUGUCUAGUUUAUGACACUUAUCUACUGAGAAUAGUUGAAAACUGUGUGACUACAACAUGAACUACUGCAUGUCAUUUUACACAGUAAGAGCUGGAAUUUUUUGGAGUAUUUUUUUGCAAUCUUGGCUAAAUUCCACUCCUUUGGUUGAGACUAAGGAUAAAAUAUAAACACAUUAAUUAUGCUAUCAUUAAUACAGAUGCUUUACUGUUUAUUUUUUAAUUCAAACAAGCAGCUUUGCUGUUAAACUUUGGUAUUUAUUGUAACUAAUUAUAAUUUGCAGAUUAUGUUCUUACUGUAUUUGUUUUCAUAUCCAGACUAUCACUGUUGAGAUUAAGAAUGUUCAUAUAGCUUCCAUCUGCACGUUAGACACACCCACUUCCUUUUAAACAGGGUGAGAUUUCUGUUGUGCCUGGCUCUGUACAAGGCUGCCACCUGGAGUGCUGGGUGCUGACAGCUUCCGACCAGAGGUGCUGCUGUAAUGAGGGGCGCGGCUCUGAGGGUGUCAGAAGGGACUCAGUAGAGCCCUCAGCCUGCUGUACUUGCCAGAAUUGAGAAUCUGAGGUGUGAACUCUGCAGCAAAAUCAAUUAUAAUGUAAAUUAUGAUUUACUCUGGGUUUGCUUUGGGGGAUUUUUUUGCCAAGUUCCAAAGUUGUAUCCAUAUCAGGUAAUUGUAAAGAUGUAUUAUCUUGUAAGACGUAUGUAAAAAAACAAAAACAAAGAGUCUAAAAUAUUUAAAGUCCAGAUUUAUUUUUCCUAAAGUGUGUAGAAAUGUCUGGUUCUGGGAUUUGGGGACGCUGUCCUGUCCAUAGGAGCAGAACAGAAGAUGCUGAGUGGUACCACGCUUUAGCAAACCUACCUCAUGCUGGGCUGAGAGGAGAAAAUUCAACUAAUUUUGUACCCUAUAGUGCCUAGCACAGUCUAAGUGCUAAAUAAAUGUUUUUUGAGUAAAACCAAACUAACCAAAAGUCUGUAAAAAGUGCUUUGGGCACUGCAGACCAGCAAGUAUUUCUCACGGUGUACCGAUCAUCUUUGGAAUGUAGCCAUACGGUAGUUGUCUGGUGUCUGUCACGCAUCGCCGCUGUUGCUCAGUCAGUCGGACACACAGUGUUGCUUCACUCCCCUGUAAGAGGCCGACUGCGGCACUGGGCGAAGGUGAGGAUGUUGACAAUGAAAGCAAUCUGAUACCUGAGCACAUUCAAAUGUGAAUUUAUUCCCACUAAAAAGCUAGCUAAGACUGUGACUGUCUGAAAUUAAUUUUCUGUUGGCUGCCAGAUUCCAAAUCCUCAAAGAAGAAUGUUUCAGAUGCUGCUCAGGUGGCGGGGCCGGGAGCUGACAGUGACCAUGGUGCAUGUUGCUGUGAAGAGCAGCACUGGCAAGGGCUUGAGCUAGUCCCGCCUCCCAUCCUUGGCCUGGGUCUCCACUACCCCAGCGAGCCGGACACUAGAAUCUAGAUGCACACCCAGCUUUAACAGCCAUGGCCACAUGGGCUCUAAGAGAUGAGUUUCCCUCAUGACCUCUUAAAAUACUCUGCAAGUCAUACAGAUUUAGGAUAGUCAAGGAAACCUGGAACUGCACACUGCUAUAAAGAUUUUACUCUUAAUUCCAUUAUUACUUGGGGGGGCUGCUUGCAUUUUAAAUAAUAAAACUAGCUAAAUUUACUGAUAGGUCACAUAAUCAAAUCUGGGGUCACUGACUUAAGCUGAAAUUUGGCUCAGAAUCAUUGUGUCUUCAGUUAGAUUUUAUCAUCCAAAAAUGUAAUACAUCAUAAAAUUUUAAAACUUAUCCUAAAUUUGGUGAGGUGUUAUGGUUAACAAAAGCAGUAAAAUAUUUUACUACUUCAUUAAGGGCUUUUAAAAUAAAUCUGAUAAUAAGAAAGAAAAAGUAACACUUAAUAUGUGCAUUUUCUAACAAUGAACUGCCACAAAUAAAGGAAUUGGAUUUUACAAAGGAGGGUGUCCCUCAAAUAGGCACAAACAUCAGGAAAAUGAGCCUGUGGGUGGUAAUGUCCUCUUACUGUUUUCCUCCAAGUUACACAUUUUUUACCUUGUUAAAGAAAAAGUGUUCAAAUAAUCCUAACUCCUCUACUCCAGGUUGUUUAGAUGUAGAGCUGGAGGGGCCAGGAAAUCAGACAGCGGAGAGCACAGAGCACCAGGCUUCUCUAUGCUUCACACUCUUGCAAGAGAGACAAGAGCUGUACCUUUGUUAUAAAAGUUCAUCUAAGGUCAAAGUAAAGUCUAUUACAUUUAAAUUGCUUUUUUAAAAAACAACUGCAAUUCAAAAUCAUGGAAAAUUAAGACUCAGUAGUAAGCUUAUAUUGAUUAUAACAUUCGAUUAGAUGUUGCUGUAGUCCAUUUCAUUUAUAAACAUAUUUUUACAGUGCACUAUAGCAACAGUAAAGCCCUCUCUCACCUGCCAGAAACAGGUUUGCUGGGCAGUUAAGAUUUCUGCUUAGUAGAUUAGCCAUCCUUAGAAGAUUUUAGUCCAAAAGUGGGCUGUUUAUAAAAUGCUCUAUUAUUUAUCUACUGUAAUGUAUUGUAAGUAGCAAAAUUCUGACACACUGUUGCUUUCUGUCUGUUCAUCACUGUGAACUUGUGUAUAUCAGUGAAAUAAAUUCUCAGCUUUC